CAAACAGCUUAGCUCACAAACAAUGUUGUAUUGUAUACAAACAAUAGUCGCUGCAACAUGAACGAUCCUAAUCGUAAAAUAGAAAUUGAUAAAUCUUCGCUUCUUAGCUUAAAAGCGGAACUACUUCGUAAGCAGGAAGAGGUCGGAAGAGCAAGAGUGAACUCGUCCGUGGAAGAUUUUGUUCCCAAAAAAGUACCCAAACCGGAAAAGGAUGCAUCUGAGGGUCGAAAGAAAGGUUCCAACAAUCGAAAAGAAAAGAAACCGAGGCCAGCAGUCACCGAACUGGAAGAUGCUGCACAGUUGGCUCGAUCGAAGCAGAUGUUGCAGGCGAAAGCGAAGUAUUACGAACGGAUGGUGGCCUCCGGCGGUGCGCUUAACACGGACGAGAAUAGUUUGGUGAUGUUUAACAAGAAAAAACAAGAUGCAAAACCGACACACUACUUUUCCGAGGAUUCAGAAGAACAUAAAAGCGAUUUAAGUGAUUCCGAUUCAACCACCGACAGCGAUAGCAACGAAGACGAUGACAACAAGUGGGUGGAAUAUACCGAUUGUUUGGGACGCACUAGAAAAUGCCUCAAGAAGGACCUGCCGCAAUGUAUGGAGAGAGACCGAGAACUAGCAAAAUCGGUGGAACCACGAGAGGGACAACGACGAGAGGAUAUGGACGGCACGACCGAUAGCACAACACUUCCGAAAGAGCCCGAGGAAAAUCUGCAGAACAUUGAGGAGCAAGAAGACGGAGAUAUUAUUGGACCAAUGCCCUCGAUGGUCACUGCUGAGCCGGAUGUUGGAGAAAGAUUCCGUGAGAUGCGGGAGCAGUGGGUGGAGCAGGAAGAAGCAAACUUGGAAAAAGAUUCAAUACACUACCAGGACGUAUUAUUCAACGAGGCUCGAUUGCACGGUGUUGGAUACUAUGCCUUUUCAACCGACCAGCAGGAACGCAGUCGCCAGCGGGAAGAAUUGGACUCAAUCCGAGACUCCACCAUUGAAGCGCAACGGGAACGGGAAGCGUUACGGCAAGCACGCGAUAAAAUCAUCGCCGAUCGAGUUAAGGCUGCACGUGCCCGCCAGAGGGCUCGCCUGGGCUUACCACCGGAGGAGGAGGAGGAGGAGAACAAGCCCACUGAGAAGACGUCUGAUCAGUUGUAUGAAACGGCGGAAGAACGGCGGCUUAAAAAGAUCGAAGAGAAGGAGCGCAAAAAGAGGGAAAAGGAGGAACGCAGAAGGGAACGCGAAAGGGCACAACACGUGCGGCCUUGGGACGCCGGGAAAGAUCCCAAUGGGGAGGAGAAGGAUUGGGUUCCGGCCAAGGAACGCUUCGUCCUUUCGCAGCACGAGUGGAAUGAUCUGAAACGAGGGGAACGAAUCGCCGAAUUUGCUCCACCGCAAUUCGACCGACCAAGUGCUUCCAAUGAUCGCAGGCGAGAGUGGUCACAACCGCCUUGGAAUCCAGCCCCGAGGGCGUGUGUGGAGUCGGACUCGCUGGAAUCAAGCGAAGAUGAAGAGACCAUCGUUGGGCCGAUGCCACCAACGAUGGGAGAUGGCUCACUUCCGGUCGAACAGCAGGGAAAUCUUCUGGACGACAUUCCGCUACCGGAGGAGGAACCUUCGGCUCGAACUCUCUUUUUCACCACAAAAAAGAACCCACCCAAGAAGGAAUUAAAACGACGGAAUCUGAAUGCCGUUGAAACGGUCACUUCCGCCAACCAACCGCCAAUUCCGAUUCGCAACGAGCUAAGCGACGACGAGUUGUCCACUAAUACGACCCAGGAAGUGCGCGGAAAAGGGGCAGAAAUUGAACCUCCUCCAACGUACGAUUAUUAUGGUCCUUCUGGAGGCACAGGAGCGAGCCGGAAGCGACCCGCAACGGACACCCAAUCGAUGCUGGAGGCGUCCAUCGAAGCAGGGCUUAAGUUUUUGCGGAACCAGUCCGAUAAAGCGGGUGGUCCGGGAACCAAAAAUCGUUGGUCUUCAAAUGCGGACUAUUGAACGUACUGUUUCUGAUCGUUCAACGUCAAUCAUUGUUGAUCGUGACUAAAAGAACAAUA
Molecule: messenger RNA, 2048 nt
Organism: Anopheles coustani
Lineage: Eukaryota; Metazoa; Arthropoda; Insecta; Diptera; Culicidae
Product: coiled-coil domain-containing protein 174
Exons: 4
Coding region: 58-1989 (643 amino acids)
Cellular component (GO): nucleus
Source: RefSeq, a predicted model, not a curated record